Messenger RNA from Cornus florida, 877 nucleotides. Its product is annotated as methylesterase 10-like. NCBI's taxonomy places the organism in Eukaryota, Viridiplantae, Streptophyta, Magnoliopsida, Cornales, Cornaceae. The record is from RefSeq and is a predicted model, not a curated record. The transcript has a single exon. Gene Ontology annotation, biological process: salicylic acid metabolic process; jasmonic acid metabolic process. The coding region runs from base 89 to 499 and encodes 136 amino acids. Gene Ontology annotation, molecular function: methyl indole-3-acetate esterase activity; methyl jasmonate esterase activity; methyl salicylate esterase activity.
ACCAUAAAUCGUCACGAAAUUAAAUUAACUUCUUAUUUCUUCAUUUGUUCCCUCUAAGUUAGAAAUUAGCCAUUGUGCGUUACAAGAAAUGGAGAGUGGGAAACACUUUGUUCUCGUUCAUGGGUCUGGCCAUGGAGCGUGGUGCUGGUACAAGCUUGUCACCCUGCUCAAAUCAGUCGGUCACCGCGUCACAGCUUUGGAUCUCGCAGCAAGUGGGGUGGACCCGAGGCGGCCUGAUGAGAUCGCUUCCCUAUUCGAGUACGUGCAGCCGUUGAUGGACUUCAUGGCCUCCCUGCCUCAUGGUGAGAGGGUGGUCCUGGUUGGGCACAGUUAUGGUGGCUUUUGCAUUUCUCUAGCCAUGGAGAGCUUCCCUGAGAAGAUCUCUGUUGCAAUUUUCAUCGCAGCCUUCAUGCCCAAUCAUAGAGACCCACCAGCUACCUGUUUACAGGAAGUAAGAAAAUCUCCCCUUUUAGGGAUAUCUAUAUAUAUGUGUGUGUGACAUCAAUUUUCAAAUUCUUAUUUGGAUUAAUAGGGCUUUAUUGUUACAAUUGUUACCUUUGAUUUAAGAAAUUUUUAGUAGAAAAUCUUAUUGAAUCAGUAGAUAAAUUAUAGAUUGAGAUUCACCCACCACCACGGUAUGUAACAAUAAAUAGGAUUACUUCCGUGCAUAAGACAAUUGUCUUUGCAAGAUUUGGAUAUAUUUAUAUAUGCAGCCUCACCUCUUCAGCACAGAAGUUAUUUACAAUCUUAUUCGAUCAGUAGAUACCAAAGCCUAUAGAUUAAGAUCCACGGAUCACCGCAACGAUAAAAGAGACUAAUUUGAUGCACAGGACUUACAGAAUCCGAAGGAAUUUUAUGUACACAAUCUCACCAAGAA